This is a messenger RNA of Rhodamnia argentea, 816 nucleotides long. RefSeq names its product putative adenylate cyclase regulatory protein. NCBI's taxonomy places the organism in Eukaryota, Viridiplantae, Streptophyta, Magnoliopsida, Myrtales, Myrtaceae. The transcript has 2 exons. Bases 60 to 797 code for a protein of 245 amino acids. The record is from RefSeq and is a predicted model, not a curated record.
AGGAAUUGGAUGUUCGUGAUUGCAAAAAUUUAGUCGAAAUUCAAGGUCUCGAUACGUUGAUGUUCUUAGAAGAGCUGAGCAUCUCCGAGUGCGCUUCAAUUGAAAGUCUGCUCCUUCCAAAAUCCGGGAGUUUGAAGAAAUUGGAGGCUACAUUGUGCAUGAGCUUAGCCAAAAUUCAUGGCCUUGAUGGGUUGGACUUCUUGGAAAGUUUGAAUCUCACUGGGUGCGCUUCAAUUGAAAGGUUACCAAUUUUAUGUUGCUUUGACACCUUGAGAUGGUUGAGUAUCAAUGGCUGUGACAUGCUUCAGGAUAUUCAGAGCCUAGAGGGAUUCCCAUCCUGCGAAAGUCUAUGGAUUGAAGAUUGCCGGUUCUUAGCAGAAUUACCAAACUUGUCAAAUUUUCUUAAUUUACAAAAAUUGUUCCUGUCCAACUGUCAUGAACUUCGGGAGAUCCCGGGGCUUGAAAAGUCAAUAUCUCUAGAAUGUAUUGCUAUCUCAGGAUGUUCCUCGAUCGAGAUCUUGCCGGAUUUGUCGUCAUGUACCCGCUUGAUGAGUCUGAUUGUGCAAGAUUGCCAGAAAUUGACUGAGCUUCGAGGGCUCGAGAAAUUGGAGCAACUAGUGGAAUUGGACAUUUCUGGAUGCAAGUCACUCGAAACAAUUCCAAAAUUAUCUGGAACGGGACUUUAUCAGAAUUGCGAGAAAAAGCCAUUUGACUCAGAUGAUCCUAGAGUGAUACAAUUUGGAUUUUCACAUGUUGACUCAGAUGACUCGGAUGACUCGGAUGAGUCAGAUUACUAGAGAUAAUCCACAUUUUCUA